AUGGCGUCAAACAAGGAUAUGCGGAGGGCUGAUCUCGUGAUUCCCUACGUCGACCCCCCAAAAAGCGGCAAUGAGGCCGACAUGUCCAGCACCAUGUCGAGCACAAUGCCCAUGGCGGCAAUGUUCACCCGGAACAGGAUGAUUGGAUGGGUGGCAUUUGUCUUCUCACUCCAGGGCUGGCUUGCUGAGUCCCCUGAGCAGAAGAAAACUGCGGGGACACCAGCUUACAUGUCUGUUCUCAUGUCAUUGAUGGCCCUCGUCGUCACCUAUUUCCCUCUCUUCCUACCUCCCCAGGCGAAGAAUGCCCCCGCCGCUGCCAUGCCGUCGGCAUAG
Messenger RNA from Penicillium longicatenatum, 333 nucleotides. RefSeq lists its product as uncharacterized. Gene Ontology annotation, biological process: protein insertion into ER membrane. The coding region runs from base 1 to 333 and encodes 110 amino acids. Gene Ontology annotation, cellular component: endoplasmic reticulum membrane. Gene Ontology annotation, molecular function: protein folding chaperone. The record is from RefSeq and is a predicted model, not a curated record. Lineage: Eukaryota; Fungi; Ascomycota; Eurotiomycetes; Eurotiales; Aspergillaceae. The transcript is spliced from 8 exons.